AUGCGCGCAAAGUAUGACAUCCAGGAGUACGCGCCUCGUGGUCACGUAGAUUAUGGCACAGACGAGUCGGCAGCGUCACUGGAGGAAUGCAAAGAGACCCUUCAGUCUAGGCUCGGACUUUCACUUACGAUGACCCAGAGUGAAUCCGACCGCAAGAUCCGCGCUGGAUGCAUCAAGGUCGUGAACACCCAAGAUGAACGACAAGGCACGCUUACGAAACACAAACAUUCUGUUCUGUACAAACCAGGUGGGAAGCGCCGCAUGGAAGAAGAAAUCAAUCCGCCUGCGUCCCCACACGGAUGGGCAAGUUUGGUCAAGAAGGGGAAAAACUAA
Phytophthora nicotianae INRA-310 is the source of this 333-nucleotide messenger RNA. RefSeq lists its product as hypothetical. Bases 1 to 333 code for a protein of 110 amino acids. NCBI's taxonomy places the organism in Eukaryota, Oomycota, Peronosporomycetes, Peronosporales, Peronosporaceae. The transcript has 4 exons. The record is from RefSeq and is a predicted model, not a curated record.